This is a messenger RNA of Salvia miltiorrhiza (redroot sage), 609 nucleotides long. RefSeq names its product protein PAM68, chloroplastic-like. NCBI's taxonomy places the organism in Eukaryota, Viridiplantae, Streptophyta, Magnoliopsida, Lamiales, Lamiaceae. The coding region runs from base 1 to 609 and encodes 202 amino acids. The transcript is spliced from 3 exons. The record is from RefSeq and is a predicted model, not a curated record.
AUGCCCGCGGAGUCCCAGCACCCGCUGGAAACCCAGCGAUCGUUGAGUUCCAGCGAGCGCUCGCUGUUGGGUACGUUGAAGGCAUACUCCCACCACUCAAUCCACCUCAAUCCAAUCUCAGCCACUCUAAAUUCGCCCAAAGGCUUUGGACCCGCCCCAAAGAAAGCGAGCAAAUCCAAGAAACCAAACAAGAAAUAUGAAAGCGAAGACGAAGACGAAGAAGAGGAAGAAGAAGAAGAAAAUGAGAGAGAAGAAGGCGUGAUUCCGGAAAUCGUGACGAAUAGGAUGAUGAGCAGAAUGGGACUGUCAGUUGGAAUCCCACUUUUCAUUGGGCUCUUAUUCUUCCCCUUCUUCUACUAUAUCAAGGUAGGGCUGAAAAUUGAUGUCCCCACAUGGGUGCCCUUCAUCGUGUCGUUUGUCUUCUUCGGGACUGCGCUUUUGGGGGUCAGUUAUGGAAUUGUGUCGGCCAAUUGGGAUCCCUUGAGGGAAGGCUCCCUGCUCGGCUGGACUGAGGCUAAGAAGAAUUGGCCUGUUUUCUGGCAGUCCAUUUGGGGUGGGAAUAAAUUAACAGAUGGUGGGGACUGGCUGAAAAAUCAUGGGGAAUUAUAA